UCCCAUCAUCAUCAGUCCGCCGCUCGCAACUUUCUCUCUCUCUCUCUCGCUCUCUCUCCUCCCCCAUCCCCUGAUAUAUGAUGUCAUGUAAGGACGAGGGUGGCUUCUGAGGUGAGAUAGGGAUUUUGGUGAGUGGCAUUCUCCACGACCCGAGGCUUCGGAGCUGCAAAACAUGGUCAUCACCACCUUCUUCACCUCAAGUCGUGUCUCCGCGCUCUCUCCCCGUUCUUCCGCCGCUCUCAUCUCGGGCCACCGUCGCAUGCCCGAAGUCCUGACCUGCCUCGCUAAAUUAAGCCUGCACCACCAUGCCGAGGGAAGAAAAACUAGAAGAGGGGUAUUUUUAGUGCCAUUAAUUUUGACCACGUGCCCCGAAGGUAAACCCGAUGGCCACUGCGCAGAGGCUCCUCAUCAGUAUGUCCUGCGAGGCCAACGCGCAACACUGGCCAAGGACUGCCGUUCUGCUCUUGGGAUUGCUCCUAGUUGGGAUUGUGUCCUCCAGUCCGCUUCCGAGUAGGACUAAUAGGACAACUUUACUGGAGAAGCGAUGGGAGAGCCUCUUCUCCCGCUCCGUGCUGGGGAUCUCUGGAGAGAGACCAGAGGCGAACUGGGAGAAUGACUAUUUGCUGGGCAUCAAAAGAGUGCGGAGGCUGUACUGCAAUAUAGGCAUCGGGUUUCAUCUUCAGGUCCUCCCAGACGGCAAGAUAAACGGUGUACAUAAUGAGAACCAGUACAGUCUCAUAGAGAUCUCCACUGUGGCCAGAGGAGUGGUUAGCCUGUACGGUGUGAAAAGCAAGCUGUUUGUCGCAAUGAAUAACAGAGGAAGGCUGUACGGAACGGCUACCUUUAAAGACGAAUGCAAGUUCAAGGAGACCCUGCUGCCAAAUAACUACAAUGCCUACGAGUCCUCCGUUUACAAGGGAUUCUAUGUCGCUCUCAACAAACACGGCCGAGUGAAGCGAGGCAACAAGGCCACCACCGCCAUGACGGUCACCCACUUCCUCCCUCGAAUAUGAGCAGACUCUUGCAAUAAUUCUUCAUUUGCACUGAUCUCCCCGAGAGAUCUGAAAACUGACACACAAACAUACAAGGAACUGCAAGAAUAUCACCAAAAUAGUACUUCCUUUUUUAUAUGUAUAUUUGGAUAGGUCAGCUUUUUAUUAGGAUCUCUGAAUAUGCUAUCCGUCGCUGCUUACUUCUUUUAUUUAUAUAUAUUAUUGGUUAUGGAUGUGGAGGCUCUCCCAGCCUUCCUUUCUGUAAUCAGGUGCUUGCCAAGAAUCAAACAGACUCUAGGAUGGAUGAUGGAAGUCCUCCUCAGCUUUUUAUAGUGAAAUUAUGUUUUUUAUUACCUCAAAGAGCUACCUAGAUGGUUUAGAAGGAUGCAUGAAGUUACGCUUGUUAUUUUUAGUUCUGUCUGAGCCGAUACAAGCAUAACGAGUCUUUAUUUUUUUUAUUUUACUUUCUGUUUUUCUCAUGCUGUGGGGUUGUGUGAGCACUUAAAAGAAAGCAGAUCUCUCUUGCUGCAUGUCGCACUGAGGUGCCUUGGCAUUCCCGCACACCGCCCCUUUAACAUGCAUGCUCUGAACGCCCCGGGGUGUCAGAAAUAGGGCUGAUAUGUUAGCCAGGGCCCCGCGGGGACUGUCCCACAAGGGCCCCAGAGAGGGGCGAGGGGGAUGGGUGUGCAUCUCUGCUUUAUUUUACGUUUCUCUAAUUAGAGAACGCCGUAUGAGACGCGAGAGCGGCUCGUAAACACUGAUCAUAUCUGGCCUUCGGCAUCAUCUGCUGUCGACUCAGAAAUGAGGUGUAACUUUAGCCCCUUUCACUGGUAAUCCCAGUAAAUUGCCAUAAAAAUGACCAGAAUGACUUUUCCAGUACGCAAUGGCUUUGUACUGCUAAGAGACCAUUCAUGCAUCAGUACCAAAAUACCGGUAAACUCUGUGAU
Messenger RNA from Sinocyclocheilus anshuiensis, 1939 nucleotides. Its product is annotated as fibroblast growth factor 6-like. Gene Ontology annotation, molecular function: growth factor activity. The transcript has 3 exons. Lineage: Eukaryota; Metazoa; Chordata; Actinopteri; Cypriniformes; Cyprinidae. Bases 384 to 1013 code for a protein of 209 amino acids. The record is from RefSeq and is a predicted model, not a curated record.